Molecule: messenger RNA, 156 nt
Organism: Diorhabda carinulata
Lineage: Eukaryota; Metazoa; Arthropoda; Insecta; Coleoptera; Chrysomelidae
Source: the annotation of a RefSeq genome assembly
AUUCCACAAAUAAUACCAUUAUAUUGAUUAACAUUAAUAUUUUUCUUUUUAAGAAUUUUCUUUUGUUUUAAUAAUUUAAAUUAUUUUAAUUUUUUUUAUAAAAUUAAAAUAACUGAAACUAAAAUUAAUAAAAUAAAUUUUAAUUGAAAAUGAUAA